AUGCUGCUGCCCGUGACCGAGUCGGCGCUGUGUCUCGAGAGGAACCCAGCCGGCUGCCGUGUCUGCCAGCGAGGUCCCAGCUGUCUACUGCGGGUAGCUGAUACCACGCCCAUGGAUCGAGAGCGUCGACUGUCGCGGUUGACAGCCAAACUACUCCGUCGGCCUUCCUCGUCUUCCGCAAACUUUGUUGUGCCCAACUUGCCCAGCCCCAGCACCACCGCCAGCACCACCGCCAGCACCACCGCCAGCACCACCGCCAGCACCACCAGCAGCACCACCAGCACCACCACAGCGGUCAAUGUCAACCCCAAUGCCCAUGCUGCUGCAGUCGGUGCUUCUCCUUCCUCUGGAUCUACCGCCGCCAUAAAUUGUUGCUUCUCUGCCUCGCCCUGCUCCUCGCCCAUCAGCCCAACAGAUGAUAACUCCAACCGCCUCUCCCCGUUAACCGCAAGGAGACUGCACAGUACGGAUCAAGCAGUUCCAAUCGAUUCAGCCAAAGCCAAUGAACAGCACCCUUUACUUACGAAGUCUAGAGACAACGAAGAGAUAGCCGAGCACGUCGACCAAUUCCCAGCUGUCAGUUUCCAGCAUACCACUGCCAGAGAAGGGGGACUCGACGCAGAUUCGUCUGCCCGCUCUUCGUCGAGCAGCUCGCGGGCUCCAGACUCAACAGAAGACCGCCUGCCACUUCUUCCAUUGGAAGCAUACUCCCUAUCCAGGGCCUCCUCGAAGGACAAAGGCUCCCACUUCCGAUCUCCUCGUCCACCCCACCCUCGCUCCUCGGUAACAUCCACCUCGUCGUCUCUGAACAUAGUUGAUGAGUCUCGCAGAUCCAAUACCCCAUUAUCGACUACUAGUGCAUCUGCCAAACUCACCCCUACUUCAAAACCGGUUUCCCGCCCCAGCAUUGCUGUCCGUCGCCAGUCCCUGGUCCCCUCUUCCCAGCAACGCCUAAUCAGCACACUCCUUGAACCCUCUUCGUCGGCCGGUGGGGAUUACUUCUCCAGCGGCCUCCCCUCCAUCCACCGCGACAUGAUCAGCCGAAAGGUAUGGGUUAAGCGGCCCAAUUCAUCCGCUACCCUGGUUGCGGUCACAGAGGAAGAUUUGGUGGAUGAUCUGCGCGAUGCUAUCUUGAAAAAAUACAACAAUUCCCUUGGCCGCACUUUCGAUCCCCCAGAUAUCACUAUAAAACUCAUUCCGCGAGACCCUUCGAGUCGACAGAGCUCCAAUGAGCGGGUCCUUGGCCCGGAGGAACCUGUGGGUCGCACUUUGGAUAACUUUUACCCUAGCGGACAGACCGUGGAUGAAGCAUUGAUCGUUGAUGUUCCCCAACGCCGAACACCAAAACCCUCCCCCCGACAGCAUAACCCUGGCUACUGCCAUUCAGAAGAGCUACACCCAGGAGAAUCCGGAGAGUAUUUCCCUCCAAUGGCUAUGAUUCCCCAGUCCAAUGCUUCUGGCUCCGCUUCAAAUGCCAGCGCAACUAGCUCUCACCAUGCUCCCGCUCAUUCCAUGUCCGUGAUCACAACCGGACAACUUCCUCCCGUUCCUUCGCCGGGGAGUCGUGGUUCCUGGCAUCAGCAUCAACUUCAAUCUCGUCCUAAAUACGGCCGCCAGCAUACAUCUUCACCUACCGUCAUUUCUACGUCUCCGAAUCAAAACAUGGCAGAACCCCCCUACCUCAUCGACUAG
Molecule: messenger RNA, 1692 nt
Organism: Histoplasma mississippiense
Lineage: Eukaryota; Fungi; Ascomycota; Eurotiomycetes; Onygenales; Ajellomycetaceae
Exons: 3
Coding region: 1-1692 (563 amino acids)
Source: RefSeq, a predicted model, not a curated record